This is a messenger RNA of Capronia epimyces CBS 606.96, 1149 nucleotides long. RefSeq lists its product as uncharacterized. Bases 1 to 1149 code for a protein of 382 amino acids. The transcript has a single exon. The record is from RefSeq and is a predicted model, not a curated record. Lineage: Eukaryota; Fungi; Ascomycota; Eurotiomycetes; Chaetothyriales; Herpotrichiellaceae.
AUGAACCGCCUCCUCUCCAUUUUGAUCACCAUCAUCGCCGCAGUCCUUCUCGCAUACAUUCCAGUCAACCUGGCUUCUACAAAGAACCUCUUUCAAAGAGGCCAGCCAAUCUACAACAGAAUCCUCAACCACGCACAAACAACAACUGCGCGAGCAACACCGUUUCUCGGACUUCCCCUGUUCCCUUCUGCUCGUCUCGCAUCCACAGCAACCACGACCUCCUCCAACAUGACGACGGCGACACCACGAGCGAUCAAAUUCUCCUUCCUCGCGCGCGAACAGGCCGAAGGCGCGGGCGCGCGAGUGCGCCGCUCGAUCGGCACACCCAAGCUGCGCAACUUCACUCCUUUCCUCAUGCUGGACCACUUCAGCAUCGCUCCCACCGCCGGCUUUCCUGACCACCCGCACCGCGGCCAAGAGACAAUCACAUAUCUACUCAAAGGCGGGGUGGACCACGAAGACUUUGCGGGCAACAAAGGUACAAUCUGGCCGGGCGACCUGCAAUUCAUGACGGCCGGCAGAGGCAUCAUGCACGCCGAGAUGCCCGUGCAGGGUGAGGAGCUCAUUGCCGGCUUGCAGCUAUGGGUGGACUUGCCGGAAAACCUGAAAGGCUGCGAACCGCGAUACCGUGACCUGCGCGGUUCCGAAAUCCCCGUAGCCACCACGGACGACGGCAAAGUCACGGUCAAGGUCAUCUCGGGCCGCAGCUUGGGCGUCGACUCGUUGAAGGAUCUCGCGUACACGCCCGUCUGGAUCCUCGACAUGACCAUCCAGCCCGGUGGCUCCAUCACACAAGAAAUCCCACUGGGCUGGAAUGCCUUCGUAUAUACCCUGGAAGGCGUCGCUAGCUUCACCAACGGCACGCAGAAACCGGCCCAAGCCGUUCCGCCCUACCAUAAUGUCGUAUUUGAGCAGGAGGGCGACGUGAUGGAUGUCUCGGUUGAAGACGGUGCGUCUGAAGCCGCCCGGAUCAUUCUGAUUGCCGGCCAGCCGUUGAAUCAAGAAGUCGUCCAGUACGGGCCGUUUGUCACCACCAGCAGAGAGAAAGUCUACGAGGCCCUGAUGGACUUUCAGACCGCCAGCAAUGGCUUUGAGCGGGCCAGGAACUGGGAGAGUACCAUUGGCAAGCGGUUAGGACAUGUCAGUUGA